ACAUACACACAUUGUAUAGGUAAACCUAUAUGACACAUACCUUACCAAUAUAUAUAUAAUCUACGUCUGCCAAAGUCGUCGUCGUCGACUUGUGCGUGCCUGCGCCUGUGCUUGUGUGUGCGCACUGCACUCAGCACUCAGCUGCAAAUAGUCAACAAUUGCACCGACGACGACACGUUACGAGGGGGGCACCCCGUAACUGCAUUUUAAUACAUAAUUCAUUGUUGUGUCCAGUGCAGCCAGUGUGUGCGUGUGUGUUUGCGAGUGCAGUGUUUGCAGUCAACAGCAGCAGCAGCAGCAGCAGCAGCCGUAGCAGCAGUUAAUUUUUCCAAGGCAAUUUGUACUAAUAAAUACAAGGUUGGGCGAUAAUCAAACGGACAUAAGCUGGAAGUCAACGCGUCAACGAGCUGCAGCAACAUCGAUGAGGAACGACGGACCGACGAGCGACGACGACGAGGACGAAGAUAGCGAGAGCGACGAGUCCCUGGUUGAUUCUGAACAGCAGCAGCAGCAACAACAACAACAGAAUCAACAACCUGACCAGCCGCAGCAGCAGCAACAACAACAACCACAACAGCAGGUAGAAGCAGGUGGAGCGUCGCCGUCGUCGUCGACGUCUUCAUCCUCCGAGUCGAGUGCCAGGAGUCGAGCUGCCAGCAGUAGCAACGGCAGCAGCAGCCGCAGUUAUCUGCAUCAGAGACGGAGCCGACGACGGGGGGCCGCCUCCGUGGUGGGCCCGCCACCUCAUCGGCCCCGACGUCAACAUCAGGACCGGGUCGACGACUUGAACAAUCAUCAUCCUCGUCCGGACGACGACGAGGACGCCGAGGAAAAUAUCGAGGUUGACGUAGUGCUCUUGCCAGCCGCGCAACUGAAUCAUCGCCAUCAUGUUCAGCAAGAAGCUACACGUCGACCUCAAGAAGUCCACCCUCAAAAUCCAGGACCCGAGGAAGGACAGCGCGACCAGAUUUAAACAUCUCAAAAUAGUGCUCGAUAAUCUGGACACAGAAGAUGCCAAAGGGUUCUUUGAAGCAAAUUUCAGUCAUGUUUAUUUUAUCUUAUUUGACGUAUUUUCUUCAGCAGAAACAAAUUUACGUCAACGAGAACUAUCAUUCCACUUAGUUCAUAAAGCACACCGGGAAGAGCUAGAGCAAGCGCUGCAAUUACUUGAAAAAGUAUUAACUCUUCUGCCUGAGUUAUUGAACAGAAGAUGGCAAGUUCACAGUUUAGGGACAAUUUUGCAAAGGCUUUUGCAUCCUAAAAAUAGUUAUAAGCUUCGAAGACAGGCAAUAAGAUAUUUUAUAUUGUGGUAUCAAGCACUUGGAGAAAAUGCACCAGAACACAUUCAUCAGUUAUUCACAUGCCUUGUGCCAGGCUUUCCGCCAUGUUCAGCCUCACCUCUCAGAUUCGAGCGUCGAGCUGAGUCUGUUUCGUCUUCCAGCAGCACGUCAAACAAUUCUGCUGGAAAAAAACACACAAAAUCUGCCAGUUAUGGUGACGACAAAAGCAGCCGAGAAUUUUACGAUUCUAACUUGAAUUUCGGCAUGCCCGUCAUCAACGACGACUCAACAAAUGCACCAGAAAUAGUGCCUAUACUUCCACCACAGAGCGGUGAAAAGCCUCUCGAAAAUGAGUGCGUUAAAUUUUUCGAAUCCUUGCUGGAGUACAUGGUGACGCAAGUGGUGAAAAUCGAAUGGCGAGAUAAGCACAAUCGACAGUACAAAUCAUUUCAAUUUAUCCUGGAACGCUUCAAAGCGACGUAUUUGAGAUACAUUUGUCCGGAGUUCGAUGAUAAUUUCUCAUUGUACAAGCCAAAUUUGGAAAUACCGUCGAUGCGAAAGCAGUCGAAUUUAAGUCAAAGCGAUUUAGUGCAGUGUAAAGUAGUACUCAUUAAGUGGAUAGCGAAUUUUACUCACAUCGCCAAAAAAGAUGGGAUUUUUUCACACUUGACGCAAAGCGAUGACAGCGACGAGCUGCGUCGCGUAUCGAUGACGCACAGCUCGCUGGAUUCCAGUCUCGCGUCGGCCGACCAGAGCACGCACGAGAACGCCUUCCACGAGGACAGCACCCUGGCUGCCAUGGCACUGGUGCGCGACGUGCUCUACGGGAAUCGCGAAAACGUCAACUUCAUACACGAGAUGUACAGACAGGCGUUCCUGUUGGAUUUCACGCACGCCACGGCCAUUCGCAAGGCCAUAGGUGCUUACAAAGACUGGAUACAAAUGAAUGAUGUACCGCCGUUCAUGCUGGAACCUCUGGACGGUCACCGAGACCGCGAGUACGAGGAACUGCAGAAACGCGACAGAUCGGACUCGGACCCGAAGAGUCCGCAGCAAGACUCGAAUCAGAGACUGUCAAGACUGAGAAACGACUCGUACAUCGGGGCCAUACAGAAGGACGGCCUGUUCGUGCGGGCCGGACUGCAGAAUGUACUGCUCGUGUUCAUCACCCAGGCCUCGAACGUGUUCUUCCUCGAGACGACCGUGAGCGGGCCGGCGUCGGCCGCGCUGCUCGAGGAGCAGACCGACAGCUGCAAGCGCGUGCUCAACGUCUAUCGGUACGUGGUGAUGCACACGCGCCUCGAGCCCCAGACCUGGGAGCAGCUGCUGCGAGUUCUGCUGCAGAUCACCUCCCAGGUGCUGGGCGAGAGAAACUCGCGGCGCAGCAGGCAGCAGUACGACACGAUCGGCAGCAAGCUGGCGCCCGCCAUAUUUCAAACGCUCAUCGUUACCUGGAUCAAGGCCAAUCUCAACGUCAUCAUAUCCACUCAACUGUGGGAUCAAUUCCUGCAGGUUCUGACCUCGCUCACGCACUGGGAGGAGCUGAUUCGAGAAUGGGCUAAAACGUUAGACACGCUGACCCGAGUAUUGGCCAGACACGUCUAUAAUCUCGAUCUCAAUGACCUGCCGUUGGACCGUCUGAGCGAGCAGAAAUCGAAGAAGCGGCGAGGCGUCGGCGGCCGGGCGGCAUCGACCGGCAGCGUUCAGCCCCAGUUACGCCGAGGCAGCACGGAUCAAGAAACUGCUCAGUCCUCGAAAGAAGUCACGGAUCACGGCUUUCGGGAGUCGCGCAAGGUCCGGCCGUUGUCGCGCAGCGCCAGCGACAACUCGAUCUACAACGGCAAGAUACGCGCGAAAAUGACGCACACCAGGCAGCGGUCUUCCCAGUACAGCAAUAAUACCGUCGUCGUCGUACCCGCCCUGCCACUGUCGAUCGAGCGUGACAUGGCACGAUUGGCGGCCACGACGACGACGACGACGAAUCAUCAUCAUCAGCAUCAAAACGGUAUCCAGGGCAGCAACAACAGAUCGGCGAAGACGAGGCGAGCGGCCAUGGCCAUGUCCCGACGCGCCAAAUCCUUGGAGAGCGUCGUGACGACGGACAGCGAGCCACCGAGUCCGCGAUGUCCGUCGCCCACGCCGAGCAGCGGCGUCGACAGCAACAAGGACAGUCCUAUACAAAUCGACAAUAUCGACGGCAGCAGUAUCGACACGAACGACCAGUCGGAGAAGCGCUCGGUGAUGGCCGGCGGCGGCGUCCGUGGCUGGCUGCCCGACGUCGCCGUGGUCCUCUGGCGUCGCAUGCUCUCGGCCCUGGGCGACGUCAACAACAUCCAGGACCCCGUGCUGCACGGCCAGGUCAUGGAGUACCUCGUCCAGCUGACCCUGACCCUGGUGAAGAUCAGGCUGAAUCAGGGCGUAUCGGGCGACAACCAGGCGACGCCACCCACGCCGGAUUUGAUACCGCCGCUGACGAUCAUCGCACCUUGGUGCUUCAAGGCGAUACAGUUGCCGCAGCAGUUCGAGACCGGAAAAUUGGCGGCCUAUCGUCUGAUCUGUCUGCUGACGAUGCAGCCCCAAGACAUCAGGCUGCCGAAGCAGCACCUGACGCUGUUCUAUCGGGCCGUGCAUCACGGCAUAUCGAGCAACGAUCCCAAGAUCCUGCACACCAUCGUCAAAUACACGGGGCCCCGGCUGUUCAGCCUGCAUCUGCCCGGCUCGAGUCUCCUGAUACUGGACUACAUUCAGGCCGCCAAUAUCAUUCUCAGCAGUCAGGACAUCAACUCGCCGAGGGCGGAAGCCGUGUCGAUACUGGGCUCGCUGCUGUCGCUGCCGACGACGAACGCCACGACGAGGGUGCUGCAGCCGAACGAGGCCGACAUCGUGACGACGACCUGUCCCUACGCCAAGGACCACAUCAUCGCCAUACUGAUGAGAUGCUGCCGCAGAGAGCCCACCGGCGUGGCGAGAUGCGUGGCCCUGUCGAGCAUAGCCAUGUUCGUCUACAAGGAAUUGUGCCAUAGAUCCCUGCACAGGACGGUGCCCGAGGCCUUCAACGUGCUGCUCCUGUCGCUCAAGUGUUCCGUUGGUACGAGGGAGCAAAGAAUAUGGCAAUCCAUCCGACGCAAGGACAAAUUCCAUUUUCUCCUGGCCAAUCAGACGUCUCACGCGACGGUGGCGCAGGUGGCCUGCGACUGUCUGCUCUUGCUCUGCGACAAGGCCGACGUGCUGCUGGAGCAGUACGCCGACGUGCCCGCCAAGAUAAUCCAGUGCCUGUCCGAGACCCUGGAGCGCACGAUCGUGCAGGAGAAGAAGAGCACCCUGACGAUCUCGAUGCUGUUCUGCCUGGGCGAGUGGGCGAUGCAUCUCGGGCCGAGUCUGCUGCUGCGCUCGUACAAGGGCAAGCCCCUGCUACUCACGCUCUUCACGGUUCUCGACAACAUCGUACAGGGUAGAUUUAGCAAGGACCCCGCGGAGGCCUCCAGGGCCGCUCAGCAGGACAAGCAGGGCGAGGACUUCGAUCCCAGCAUCGCCCUCGACAAUCUGCUGGACAGCGCCGCGUCCAAGGCCGCGUGGCGCGGCGGCAGCGGCAACGCCCAGUCGGUCCAGCUCGCCGCCAAGAUGAUCAUGAUGCACCUGGUCAAUCAUCUGGGCCACUUUCCCAUGGGCAUCGGCGCCGCGAGACUGUCCUCGCUCGUCGUCGAGCUCGACGACGUGCCCAACAUCGAGGGCGACGAGCUCUCCUCGUCCAUAUUCAACGCGCCGAACAUUCAGCUGCUCAUGCUGUCCAACUCCAUCAUCAUGUCGCUGGUCGAGCUCGACACUCUCGACGUGCCCGGUGGUGGCGUCACCGCCGGCCUCACCACGGCACCCUCGAUGGUUCGAGUAUUGCUCAGGGACUUGGCCGGCAAGGCAUCCUGGGAUAGCUCGAUACUGUACAGCCAACCGACGAACGACGUUACGGCUCCGCAAAUCAAAUUCAGGCCUGCAUUGACUUCGUAUAAAGACGAUAUGUGCAGCGUAAUGCCAGUACAAAGUUGUCCACCGAGACACACGAUGCGUCACCACGAUCCCAACGUUUUGCCAACGUUUGAAAAUGGCGCAACCGACAUGGACAAUUUGGACGAUCUUUUGCAAUACAUUGGCCACACGAGUCCAGAAGUGCUCACGAAUCCGGAAUCGACCCUCAACUCCGCCGCACCACCGCCUCAGGGUCAGUCCCUCGAGUCCGAAACGAUCGCCACCAUCUUGUCUCAGCGCAACAUCGAACGAGAGCACACGACGACGUGGAGCGAUCACGCGAGCAUAAAGGCCGCGCCGUUGCAACCGCCGAGCUGUCGACCGCCGCCCACGCCGUUCCAUCACUGUCGUUUGCUGUUCUCGCACUUGGGCCUCGCCGGCUGGGAGCAGAGGCGAAAACUGCAUCUGCUCGCCAAGAACGAGAAGCUGCUCAGAGAACUGCGAAACUUGGACGGGCAGAGAUCGCGAGAGACGCACAAGAUGGCUGUCAUUUAUGUGGCUCCCGGCCAAGAGGACAAAAUGUCCGUGCUCAGCAACGUGUCGGCCAGCAAGGAGUACGAGAGCUUCAUCGCUCGGCUCGCCUGGGAGGUCGAGCUGGAGUCGCACACGGGUUUCCUGGGUGGUCUGGUGCCGGGCAAGGCGUCCGGCGUCACCGCGCCCUACUUCGCCACCUCGUUCGCCGAGGUCAUCUUCCACGUGGCCACGCGGAUGCCGUCGGACAGCCCCGAGAGCCUGCUGCAAAAGACCCGGCAUCUGGGCAACGACGAGAUCCACAUCGUCUGGUCGGAGCACUGGCGGGACUAUCGUCGCGACAUCAUUCCCACCGAAUUCUGCGACGUGCUCAUCGUCAUCUAUCCCCUGCCGAAUAAGCUCUAUCGCGUGCAGGUGUCGAGAAAGCCGGAAAUACCGUACUUCGGACUUCUGUUCGACGAGUGCAUCGUCGAGGAUUCGGUACUGCCUGGCCUCGUACGGACUACGGCCCUCGCCGCCAGCAGAGCAAAGAGGACGACACUGACGCUCUAUCAACACUAUUACGAGGAACGGGCGAGAUCAAUCGACACCAUAACGAGAAAUCACAAGGAAGCUACGACGUUCGAAGAGUUCGCUGCUAAUGUUUAUUCACCUGUUCAACCACCUAGUCUCUUCGGUGGAGCUUCUUCCAUAUCAGGAUCAACAACGAGCAUACAAUCAGCUGCCUCGACAAAUCUCGCCGCAGCGCUCAUUGAUUCGCAUCAGAGCCGUCCAAACCUUCGCGGUACUUCUGCAGCUAACAAUGACAAUCGAGCAAACAGAGUCUUGCAAAGUCUGUUGAGAGUGUCUGAUGGAGGUCGCGUAUGGUUUAGCAGUGAUACCACCGACAGUUCAACUCUUCAUGGAAUUUCACCACGACCAGCCAAGAAAAUGUCCUUCAAAUCGGGACCUAGAAACAAAAAUAAUGUCCAACCGACGCCACCCGAUAGUCCUCGUUAUAAGUAGGACAUCACAAUCAUUAAGACUACUGUUCAAAGAAAUGCGAUACUUUUAAUAGAUGGCUUUCGUCUUAACAUUGUGUUAACUUCGACUAAAGGCUAUAUUAAAAGUAAUUAUGUAAUAUGUAUAUUAAAUGGUUUCGUACCGUGUAGAUUUUACGAUUUUUAUAUAUUGUUAAGAUCAAUAUUAUACUAUAAGAAUUAGUAUCCAUUUGACAAAAUAUGUGAAAUUUUGGCAUACAAAAAACUGCUUUUAAAAGUUAUUCUCUAUGACAGAGAGCAGUUAUACUUUGAGCAUUUUUAUAAUGACACAUAGUAGUAGUAGUAGUAGUAGUAGUAGUAGUAGUAGUAGUGAUGAAAGGGUAUGAUAAAAAUUAUAACUGUAUUUGAAACAUAUGCUGCAAAUUGGUUCAUUGUAAAUGGAGUUAAUUUACAGUUGACUUACAAGUUUUAUGUUUUUCCGUCCUUAGCUUAGUUUUGUAAGAUUGUGUGUAAAAAUGUUCAGGAAAAGACUAAUGAUAAUUUUAGGACCCAUCAUUUAAAGAUUUUCAUCGACUCGUAAUAUCGACCAUCAUUAAUGUUCAUAAAUUAUCAAUUAUAAAAGCUUCAUGUUACGUAUUUAAAGUUUCAUUCAUCUUAAACUUCAGCAUAAAUACAGUAUUUACAAUCAGAAUCAAUUAAUACAAAUUUGAUUGACAUCAUUCAUAUUUUUAUAUUUUAUUUUUAAAAAUCUGUUUUUACAGAUUACAUUCCGCACAAUCGCUAUUGAAUAAGCAUUUUUCAAUGACAGCUAUAAUGCAUAUGAACAUUCCAUUAUAAUUCAUUGUUUGAAUAUGCAAUAAUGAAAUCGUUAAUACCCUAUAAAGUCAUUAAAACGCCUUAACAUAUUCAAGACUAUAAAAUAGAAUAUUUAUCAAAUACUUAUUGAGUAAGUAAAUUUACUGUAUAAAAAUUGAAAUAGGAGUUAUAGAGAUCAAAGAAUCAAAGUAUUAUCAUCGAUAUAACAAUUGUUAAAGUUAUACAAAUAGCAAGCUAUUAAUUAAAACAAAUAAAUCAUUAAAUCAAAAAUCAAACCUUAGAAUUUGGGAAUGAUAGAUGAAAAGAUUUGUGGAAUCUUGUAUGGGAGAUACUGUACAUGAGUAUGUGUAUCAAUUGUAGUCUAUGGCCAAAGCAUUAUUUUUUCACUUAUUUAUAAAAAAAAAUUGAAAAAUAUAUAUGAAUUGUAUAUAAAUAGAAGAAAAGUAGUGUCUGGACCAUCGAAAAUGUUAUUCAAAUUUUAUGUAUAAAACUAAAAAUAAAUUUGUCUCAAAUUGUCAAAAAUGUAAAAUUAUAUUUAACAUAAUGAGAUGGGUUAGAUAUGAUUGUGGAAAAUGUAAUGUACUUAAAAAAAUCAAAUUUUCUUGCAAUUGUUAUUUCUUAUUUGCUAUUAAAAUCUGUAUUAUUUAUUUAACAUACUAAUAAUAUUACUAUUGAAAAUUAUAUAUAUAGAUAUAUAAAUAUAUUCGCUCGACUAUUUUUCUUAAUAAUGUACCUUAUUACGUAUUACGAGUUAGUAUGUUAUACAUGAAAAUAUAUUAUAAAGUUAUAAACAUGCACAGAAUAAUUUUCAUGAGUUCCGUCUUGUGAAAAUUAAUUAAAUUUCGCGAAGUGGACACAAAAUGUUAUAAAUAUUGUUGUUUCCACGUCCAUACGUGACUUGUAACUUUUUUUAAUAAAUACAUUUAAAAAAUUC
Molecule: messenger RNA, 8501 nt
Organism: Trichogramma pretiosum
Lineage: Eukaryota; Metazoa; Arthropoda; Insecta; Hymenoptera; Trichogrammatidae
Product: ral GTPase-activating protein subunit alpha-1
Exons: 21
Coding region: 888-6776 (1962 amino acids)
Biological process (GO): positive regulation of GTPase activity; regulation of small GTPase mediated signal transduction
Cellular component (GO): nucleus; cytoplasm
Molecular function (GO): GTPase activator activity
Source: RefSeq, a predicted model, not a curated record